Pungitius pungitius (ninespine stickleback) is the source of this 2008-nucleotide messenger RNA. RefSeq names its product leucine rich repeat containing 40 (gene lrrc40). Lineage: Eukaryota; Metazoa; Chordata; Actinopteri; Perciformes; Gasterosteidae. The transcript has 15 exons. The record is from RefSeq and is a predicted model, not a curated record. Bases 149 to 1945 code for a protein of 598 amino acids. Gene Ontology annotation, molecular function: protein binding.
ACACUCCGGAACACAAGGGGGCGCUACGCCGUGAAGGGCCUGGAGGACGAGAUAAAGGAGCAGAGAAACAAGACACGUUGAUGUCGGCUCACGUGCAGUGAGACACCCACCACGCGUCUGUCUUCGUCUCACUCUCAGCGAACAGACAAUGUCUCGGUUGAAAGGAGCGGAGCAGCGGGAUUCUCUGGCGGGCUUCAGGGCGGAUAAGAAGGAGCCGUCCAUUCCUUCCGGUCUGCUGAGGGCGGCGCGGCUGAGCGGACAGCUCAACCUGUCCGGCCGAGGGCUGACGGAAGUCCCUCAGGAUGUGUAUCGUCUGAACACUGACCCGCCACAGGAGGCCCAGCAGGACGUCUCCUUUGGAUCUUCUCAUUGCUGGUGGGAGCAGACGGACCUCACCAAACUGCUUCUGUCCUCCAAUCAGCUCACACAACUGUCUGAUGACAUCAGACUGCUUGCUGCACUCACUACUCUGGAUCUCCAUGACAACCAGCUGAGAAGUUUACCCAGUGCUCUGGGAGAGCUGCAGGAGCUCCAGCAACUGCGACUCAGUCAUAACAAGCUGACAUCACUGCCAAUCGAAGUGUGUACUCUGAAGAACCUCUGCAGCAUCACACUCCAGCAGAACCAGCUGGAGAGCCUGCCAGAUGAAAUGGGACACCUGGAGAAGCUGACCCACCUGGAUCUGUCUCACAACCAUCUGAAGGAGCUGCCGAUGAGUCUCGGCCAUCUCGGCUCUCUGCAGAAACUCAACGUGUGCCACAACCAGCUCAGCUGUCUGCCUGCCGGCCUGGCCCAGCUCACAAAUGUUAAGCUUUUGGACUUGAGCAAUAACCAGCUGACUGAUAUUCCUGCCAGUCUAUCAGAGAUGUCUGCUCUGGAGCAGCUUUACCUCAGACACAACAAGCUCUGUGUCCUCCCAAAGCUGGGUGCACCUACACUCAAGGAGUUGUAUGUUGGGAACAACUGCAUAGAAGAGAUGAGGACGGAGCAGCUGGCCCCCCUCACAGCCAUCUCUCUUCUAGAGCUCCGAGACAACAAGAUCAAGAUCCUCCCCGAGGAGAUCUCCUCCCUGAAUACGCUCACACGCCUCGACCUCACCAACAAUGACAUCUCCACUCUUCCAGCUUCUCUCAGCCUGCUGCCCAACCUGAAGGUGUUACUCCUGGAGGGAAACCCUCUGAGAGGAAUCAGGAGAGACCUGCUCACUAAAGGAACCGAUGUGCUCCUGAAAUACUUAAGAGGAAGAAUCAAAGGCGAUCCAGAGAGCGCGGAGGAAGGACAUACCGCUAUGACGUUACCCAGCCAGGCCAGGGUCAAUGUACACAACAUUAAAACUCUCAAGUCCUUGGCUUACAGUGAAAAGCAGGCCGUUGACAUUCCAGAUGAGCUGUUUGAUGCUGCAGCAGAUCAAGGUGUUACCACCGUCAACUUCAGCAAGAACCAGCUGACCUCCAUACCCCCCAGACUGACUGAGCUCUCAGCCUCCCUGUCAGACAUCAAUCUGGCCUUCAACAGACUCACCUGUUGUUCUCCUGACAUCUGCAAGUUCCUGCAGCUGAUGCACAUGGACCUCAGGAAUAAUCAGCUGAGGGAUCUACCAUCUGAAAUCAAAAACUUAAAUAAACUACGCUCCAUUACCCUCAAUUACAACAGGUUCACAUGGUUCCCUGAUGUCCUUUAUCAGAUGGUUUCCUUAGAGACGGUGCUGAUGGGUAACAACCAAGUGGGUGAGGUGGACGCUCAUCGUCUGAAGAUGUUGGUCAAUCUGUCCACGCUGGACCUGUCCAACAAUGACCUGCUGAACAUCCCCCCUGAAGUGGGCCUGUGUGCCAGUCUCAGGUGUCUCGGUCUGGAGGGCAAUCCUUUCCGCACACCCAGACCAGCUAUUUUGGCCAAAGGAACAGAAGCCGUGUUGGAGUACCUCCGCAGCCGCAUCCCCAAAUGAGCCCUCAGAUCAAUGCUCUCUGCUGCUCUUUGUUAUACAAAAUUUCAAUCUGAAAAUAUCAUA